This is a messenger RNA of Didymella exigua CBS 183.55, 1023 nucleotides long. RefSeq names its product ketopantoate reductase ApbA/PanE domain protein. Bases 1 to 1023 code for a protein of 340 amino acids. The transcript has a single exon. Lineage: Eukaryota; Fungi; Ascomycota; Dothideomycetes; Pleosporales; Didymellaceae. The record is from RefSeq and is a predicted model, not a curated record.
AUGUCACGCCCAAAAGUUCUCAUUGUGGGCUGCGGUGCCGUCGGCCUGUCUCAAGGCUACCAUCUCUCCGCUGGUGCAGACAUCACCUACCUGGUCCGGCCAGGCCGCAAAUCCGCCUUCGCAGCGCCAAAGCACCUCUACUCGUACAAAGAGGAUGAGCUGCACACAUUUGCGUCGUACCGCGUGAUCGAGUCCGUGGCCGAAGUCACAGGGGAGACUUUCGUGCUCGUCUUCGACACGCUGGACGGCCACACGGCACGCUCCGAGGGCGGCGUCGCGACGCUCACGGCCGAGGGCGAUCUGCUCAACGAGCCGCAGAACAAAGAGUGCUUCCUCGUAUACGAUGCCGUCGGCCUGGACAUGGACGAGCACUACCUGCGGCUCACGCGCAUCGCGCCGUCGCGACUCCUUCUUGCGUUCAGCAUGCUUGCACACCAGCGCACACCCGCCAUCUCCGUUCCUGCAUCGGCGACCAAGGAGCUCGUCGCCAAAGCAGAUAUUCUGUACGUCUCCUCGCCGCCGAACACGGGCCUGCUCGUGUUCAACACGCAGCCGGCGCUGCGGAAGAAACUCGAAGCACUCUACAACGCCAACGGCACGCUGGUCAUCGGCUCGAUGCCGGCGUUUGUAACGCCCUGGGCGCCGCUGCUCAUGAUGCUGCACCUCAUGACGUGGGACGUGAACGGAUGGGGUCCGUUUUCGCAGCUCGUCGAAAACGCACCGCUGUGGACGCUGAUGCUGCGGGCGCAGUCGGAGAUGCUGAAUUUGCCGCGCUUCGGGUGGACGGGGUGGGUCUUGUCGUGGGUGCUGGGCGGGUGGGCGACGAGGCAGAUCCACGAGCCGGUUGCCGAGGGCGCGAAGCCGCUUGCAUACGAGGAGUUUAAUGCGUUUCACCACGGGGAGAAGGUGGCGCGGCAGGAUUGCGAGGCGCUGGAGCAUGUGCUGAGGGAGGGCGAGAGGGCGGGCAGGAAAAUGGUGGCGUUGAGGGAGAUUGUCGCGAGGGCGAGGGCGAAGCACGCUUAG